ACGCGAGAGUCUAAAACCGUUGAAGUUGAGUCCCUAUCGACACCGUGUUUUCGGCUGCUGCAACGUCUUCUCGUUCUAUAAUCUUGUACUAUUUGUCCGAUUGCGUUUUAUUCAGUUUAACUCCUAGAACUUCCUGUACACAGCUUCAUGAACAACCAUGUCUCGACGACAAGAAUACAUCGAGACUUCACAGAGAGAAAUCAGCAAAUCCGUGCGUGAACACCUGGCAUUACUUGCAAGUAUUUGGGAGGAGAUCGGCCUAGAUGAGGAUUCCUACAAAUCACGCUUCCUAGCAUGCCAGACGCAUGUUAAUGCUUUGUUCAAAGAAAUGAAGGAAGAGGACACUGGCCUGAAGAGUAAACUUUUGGGCAAGGUUGCUGCCUUGCAGGAACAGCUUGCUGUUUUUAACCUCGACUUGGACAAGAAUGAGAGUGUUGAUGUGCAAGGUCUAACCCUGAUUGCAUCCAAGUCAAAACUUGACUCAUGCUUGAAGGAACUCAAGAUGAUGCACACCCUCAGAUCUGAAGAGAGGGCAAACCUUGAGGCUCAAGAGCAAGACCUUUGUAAGCAGCUUGGUCGUACAACCGAGGAGAGGCCAGCUGCCAAGUGCCUCUCUGACCCGGUGAUGAAGGAAUUCAAGGAAAGAGUUGCCAGACUGAGGCAAGACAAGGAGAAGUUGCUCUCAGGAUUCAAGGAGACCAGGCGCGAUAUCAUUGAACUUUACUCUGAUCUUGAGGAGCAGCCCAGGACGGAGUUUGAGCAAAGAGUGACAGACCCAAAUGUGGAAACCUUCCCUCUAGAUCCUCAAUCCCUUGCUGAUGUUGCUACUCUGCAUGAGAGAUUAGAGCUCCAAGUUCGGCAGAUCACAGAAGAAACUGAGCAAUACAGGCUGAAACUUGCAAACUUGUGGGACCGACUUGAAGUGGACCCUAUGGUCAGAACUAUUUUCCUGGAGAACUAUCCUGGCAUUCGGAAGACAACAAGGAAGGAGCUGCGAAAUGAGAUUACGCGGUGCGAAGAAUUGAAGAAGCAGAACCUGGAGCGAUUCACUCUGAGGAUGCGGGACGAGUUGUUGGGCUUGUGGGAGCAGUGUCACAUGUCUGAGGAAGAAAGGGCUGCUUUUGAACCCUUCAGGAGCCUUGACUUCACAGAGGAGUUGCUUGAGUUGCAUGAGGCUGAAGUGAAGAGGCUGGAAAUGUACUUUGCCGACAACCGUGAGAUCUUUGACCUGCUCUCUAAGCGUGCUGAGCUCUGGGAUAGGAUGUGCCAGUUGGAGCAUGCUGCUACGGACAGUAACCGGCUCAACAAUCGCGGUGGACAGCUUCUUAAGGAAGAGAAGGAGAGGAAACAGAUCCAGAAGGAACUACCAAAAGUUGAGGAGCGCGUGAAAAAGUUGAUCCACGCCAGAGAGGAGGCUAACGGAGAACCAUUCUUGCUCAACGGCCACAGGGCAUCUCUGGUAUUGAGUGAGCAGUGGGAAGCCAAGCGGAAGCAGAAAGAGGCUGAGAAGCAAAACAAGAAAAUAGCGCAGCAACGUCAACUUGAGCGUGAUGCUAUGAUGGGAACCACCAUGAUGAGUGGCGUCAACAACAACCUGAAGAGGAAGCUGGUGCCCAACACGCCUGAAAUGGGACGCAAGCUCCCUCGCGUGACCCCGGCCAAAGCUCCGUUGCCCACUAAAGUUUCUUCCACAGCUGGAAAGGUCGGGAAAUUCGCUCGGCCUGUGGCCCGGCCAACACAGCGCAAAUUGAGGAUGCCAUCCCCCACCUCAUCCACUACGCAGGUUGCAUUCAAACUGGAGGUGCAAAACAUGGCAGAAGAGUCAAUCGCUUCCACCAUCUCAUACACUGAUUUCACUCAGGCCCUCACUAUGGGUCCAAUCGACCUACACAGCUCUUUAGACAAAGGAAGCAUCUUGAGGCAAGAGCUACCCGCAGUAGUGCAGUUCCCUCUGGGACAAUCCGUGGAAGUACCAUUCACUUUCGCCAGGCAAAUGUUCUUAGCCCAAUCAAUUCAACCAUCAGCUCUUCUAUCGCCAGUCGCCGAAAUGGCGUCCCCACUGCAAAGUCCGCUCCAGCAAAGCCUGUUAGAAGUUUGAGAUCUUCUUCUGCAAUCAGGCCUAGCCCUAAAUCAGCACUCAGAGUGUCUGCCAGAGUAACUACUAGCAAAAUCAAGCCUCUGCCAAUUAUCUUUUAAUUCCACCUGCUUCUCUUUUCUCUAUACAAAUGUGUAAAACAUCCACCAUUGUAUUAAAAUAUGCACAUUGUGAUUUACAACAAAUAACCAUCGGUAUAUCCAUUCUUGCAGGCAACUAAUAAACAGGACUGUAUUCAACUCUACUUUUAUAACCAAUCUUAUUAUUUAUGAAUGGAGUCCUUUGAUAGAUGUAAUGAUAAAAUAGGCUGUUUUCUCAACUGUAUAUAAAUGCUCAUUGGAUUUAUUAAUAAAUAAUUGCUUAGCAAGCCUUUGUAAA
Molecule: messenger RNA, 2473 nt
Organism: Cloeon dipterum
Lineage: Eukaryota; Metazoa; Arthropoda; Insecta; Ephemeroptera; Baetidae
Product: protein regulator of cytokinesis 1-like
Exons: 11
Coding region: 158-2098 (646 amino acids)
Biological process (GO): mitotic spindle midzone assembly; microtubule cytoskeleton organization
Cellular component (GO): mitotic spindle midzone; spindle; cytoplasm
Molecular function (GO): microtubule binding
Source: RefSeq, a predicted model, not a curated record